This is a messenger RNA of Fukomys damarensis (Damara mole-rat), 6606 nucleotides long. RefSeq names its product EPH receptor A5 (gene Epha5). Gene Ontology annotation, cellular component: neuron projection; plasma membrane. Gene Ontology annotation, molecular function: protein binding; ATP binding; transmembrane-ephrin receptor activity. The coding region runs from base 23 to 2932 and encodes 969 amino acids. Gene Ontology annotation, biological process: axon guidance; protein phosphorylation; cell surface receptor protein tyrosine kinase signaling pathway. Lineage: Eukaryota; Metazoa; Chordata; Mammalia; Rodentia; Bathyergidae. The transcript has 17 exons. The record is from RefSeq and is a predicted model, not a curated record.
UUUGUUGGAUUCACGCACUGUCAUGGGUGACCUGGGAUGGAUUGCUUUUCCAAAAAAUGGGUGGGAAGAGAUUGGCGAAGUUGAUGAAAAUUAUGCUCCUAUCCACACGUACCAAGUAUGCAAGGUUAUGGAACAGAAUCAGAACAACUGGCUCUUAACCAGUUGGAUCUCCAAUGAAGGGGCUUCCAGAAUCUUCAUAGAACUGAAAUUUACUCUGCGGGACUGUAACAGUCUUCCUGGAGGCCUGGGGACCUGCAAGGAAACUUUUAACAUGUAUUACUUCGAGUCAGAUGACGAGAACGGGCGAAGCAUCAAGGAGAACCAGUACAUCAAGAUUGACACCAUUGCAGCGGAUGAGAGCUUUACAGAGCUUGACCUUGGGGACCGCGUCAUGAAACUGAACACAGAGGUCAGAGAUGUAGGGCCUCUGAGCAAGAAGGGCUUUUAUCUUGCUUUCCAAGACGUUGGGGCAUGCAUCGCCCUGGUGUCUGUGCGCGUGUACUAUAAGAAGUGCCCCUCCGUGGUGCGACACCUCGCGGUCUUCCCCGACACCAUCACUGGGGCAGACUCUUCCCAGCUGCUGGAGGUGGCAGGCGCCUGUGUCAAUCACUCCGUGACGGAAGAGCCGCCCAGGAUGCACUGCAGUGCCGAGGGGGAGUGGCUGGUGCCCAUCGGGAAGUGCGUGUGCCAGGCAGGGUACGAAGAGAAAAACGGCACCUGUCAAGUGUGCAGACCGGGGUUCUUCAAAGCCUCACCUCACAGCCAGACCUGCAGCAAAUGCCCACCUCACAGUUACACCCAUGAGGAAGCUUCCACCUUUUGUGUCUGUGAAAAGGAUUAUUUCAGGAGGGAAUCUGAUCCGCCCACAAUGGCAUGCACAAGACCCCCCUCAGCUCCUCGGAAUGCCAUCUCAAAUGUUAAUGAAACUAGUGUCUUUCUGGAAUGGAUUCCGCCUGCUGACACUGGUGGAAGGAAAGAUGUGUCCUAUUAUAUUGCAUGCAAGAAGUGCAGCUCCCACGCGGGUGUGUGUGAGGAGUGUGGCGGUCAUGUCAGGUACCUCCCCCAGCAAACCGGCCUGAAAAACACCUCUGUCAUGAUGGUGGAUCUGCUCGCUCACACAAACUAUACCUUUGAGAUUGAGGCAGUGAAUGGAGUGUCCGACUUGAGCCCAGGAGCCCGGCAGUAUGUGUCUGUAAAUGUAACUACAAACCAAGCAGCCCCCUCUCCAGUCACCAACGUGAAAAAGGGGAAGAUUGCAAAAAACAGCAUCUCUUUAUCUUGGCAAGAGCCAGAUCGCCCCAAUGGAAUAAUCCUGGAGUAUGAAAUCAAGUAUUUUGAAAAGGACCAGGAGAGCAGCUACACCAUCAUUAAGUCCAAGGAGACCUCCAUAACUGCAAAGGGCCUGAAGCCGGCUUCCGUGUACGUCUUCCAAAUCCGAGCGCGAACGGCAGCGGGCUAUGGUGUCUUCAGUCGAAGAUUUGAGUUUGAAACCACCCCAGUGUCAGUGGCAGCAUCCAGCGAUCAAAGCCAGAUCCCUAUCAUUGCUGUGUCCGUGACAGUGGGAGUCAUUCUGUUGGCAGUGGUCAUUGGCUUCCUCCUCAGUGGAAGUUGCUGCGAAUGUGGCUGUGGGAGGGCUUCUUCCCUGUGCGCUGUUGCCCAUCCAAGCCUAAUAUGGCGCUGUGGCUACAGCAAAGCAAAGCAAGAUCCAGAAGAGGAAAAGAUGCAUUUUCAUAAUGGGCACAUUAAACUCCCUGGAGUAAGAACCUAUAUUGAUCCACAUACCUAUGAAGACCCCAACCAAGCUGUGCAUGAAUUUGCCAAGGAGAUAGAAGCCUCUUGUAUCACCAUUGAAAGAGUUAUUGGAGCAGGUGAAUUUGGUGAAGUUUGUAGUGGACGUUUGAAACUACCAGGAAAAAGAGAAUUGCCUGUGGCUAUCAAAACCCUUAAAGUAGGCUAUACUGAAAAGCAGCGGAGAGAUUUUCUCGGAGAAGCAAGUAUCAUGGGGCAGUUUGAUCAUCCUAACAUCAUCCAUUUAGAAGGUGUUGUAACCAAAAGUAAACCGGUAAUGAUAGUAACAGAGUACAUGGAGAACGGCUCUUUAGAUACAUUUUUAAAGAAAAAUGAUGGCCAGUUCACCGUGAUCCAGAUUGUGGGCAUGCUGAGAGGCAUCGCGGCAGGCGUGAAGUACCUUUCAGACAUGGGCUACGUGCACAGAGACCUCGCUGCCAGAAACAUCUUAAUCAACAGCAACCUUGUGUGCAAGGUGUCUGACUUUGGGCUUUCCAGGGUGCUGGAAGAUGAUCCUGAGGCAGCCUACACCACACGGGGAGGCAAAAUUCCAAUUAGAUGGACGGCCCCAGAAGCCAUAGCUUUUCGAAAGUUCACCUCGGCCAGCGACGUGUGGAGCUAUGGCAUUGUGAUGUGGGAAGUGGUGUCCUACGGAGAGCGGCCCUACUGGGAGAUGACCAAUCAGGAUGUGAUUAAAGCUGUAGAGGAAGGCUACCGACUGCCAAGCCCCAUGGAUUGUCCCGCUGCUCUCUAUCAGUUAAUGCUGGAUUGCUGGCAGAAAGACCGAAAUAGCAGGCCCAAGUUUGAUGACAUAGUCAGCAUGCUGGACAAGCUGAUUCGCAGCCCAAGUAGCUUGAAGACACUGGUGAAUGCAUCGAGCAGAGUAUCCAAUUUGUUGGCAGAACAUGGAUCCCUAGGGUCUGGAGCCUAUAGGUCAGUAGGUGAAUGGCUAGAAGCAAUCAAGAUGGGCCGCUAUACAGAGAUUUUCAUGGAAAAUGGAUACAGUUCAAUGGACGCUGUGGCUCAGGUGACCUUGGAGGAUUUGAGGCGUCUUGGAGUGACUCUUGUCGGUCACCAGAAGAAGAUCAUGAACAGCCUUCAAGAGAUGAAGGUGCAGCUGGUAAACGGGAUGGUGCCAUUGUAAUCUCUUCCACUGUUACAUCUUCAAGUGAAUGAUUCUGCACUUUGUAAACAGCCCUGAGACUUAUUUUAACAGAAAGGGAGAAAAAGGGAAAACUGUGAUUUCUGAACCUUAGGCAAUCAUCUGCCUCAGCCGCAUAAUUUGUAAUCAGUGUUUUACUAAAGUCUCUGAAUCUUCCUCUUAGUGUUUUCAUCUUUUAUGAAGCAACUAUAACCUGAGUAAAUAACAACACGAGGGUAAACAUUAUCUUACGUUACAGUAAUAGCAAAGUCUUUCUCACUACUCCUACAAAAUUUUGUAUAUGACAUAUAUAAAUAUAUAGUACCUUCAAAGACUGAAUUUAAGUAAGCCCCAUUUGAAACUCCCAGGGAUCUAUUUGAAAGGAUAGAUUUUAUAGCCAUGUGUGGGCUAAGAAAAGCUGCAGUUUAUGCAAGUUACUUCAAGUCUUAAAUGUCUGCAAAAGUGUAUCGAAGAGCAAUAUGAUUAGAUUCUUAAUACAGAUCUUCUUUUGUAAUUUAAAAAUACUAUUACAUGGCAUUAAGUUAUAGAAACUAGUUUAUAAACAAUGUUGCUUGAUCAAGGAAAAGUACAGCACAGGGUGUAUAUUUAUUUUUCUGUGUUAUAAAAUUUACUUUUAGUUUCUCUUCUAGAGACAAGUAAUAAAUCUGUAUAUACUGUAUAAUUUUUCAAUAUACCCAGAAACUGACAAGUUGGAGUUGUGUGUGCUUGCACAUGUGUGUGUUGUCAUUCUGCUUGCCUUUUUAGUAAUGUUUUAAUUUUAAUGACAGAACAGAACAGUGUUCCAGAGUAUAAUGUGAAUGAGAUAUAAGAAAGCAAAGAAAGAAAAUUUAACAAAAGCUGGUAUCUCCUUUUCUCUCAUGUAUCCAAAAGCUACUAAGCUCUUUAUUCACUAACAGGAAAUGUCUGUAAGAUUAUAUCGGCUUUAGCUUUUUAAAACACUUUGUAAUAUCUGUGACAAUACAGUUCUUCUAGCCAUUAAUCUUGCAGUCCUGUAAGAAAUUUCACCUUUCUGAGUCCCACAGAAUAUCUUGUCAAGCAGAGUUGACACAAAAGAGCGCUUUUCCAGUGAGAUGUAAGAGAAUUUAGCCACGCUAGAUUCUGUUACCGUUGCUAAAUCCAGGCACAUAGCUCUAAGAGUCACCUUUACAUGUUAAUCCUUUGGAACCAUUUCCAUUCUGGCUCAUCUCUAGAAAUUUUGAUGCUAAGGUAGAAAUAGAAUGAUGAAAAAUAGAUGAAUGCACUGAUAGAUAUUUCUUUUAUAAUCUGGUAGAAAUGGAAAAGUGAAAAAUAUAUGCAUAGUUUUGCUUUAGAAUCUUGUUUCAAGACUUGACAAGAAUGACUUGUUGAUGGGUCUUUCAUUUUGUGUUCCAUUAUGUAGCACUGAAUUUAUUUUUAUGGGUCAGUCCAAAGUAUGAUUUCAUUGGACUUAUUAAGGAAUGGAAGAUAUAUCCUCUGUAUGUUCCAUAUGCUACACUGUGAAAACUGAUAUUUGUGAUAAAAAUAUUAACAGUUUAUUUGUGGUUGUACAAAACUGAGCUCCUUAGGGAGAUGAACAAAUAUUUUGUAUCAUUACACUUUAUAAGAUUAUGGACUGGAGUGUGAUAAGAUAUCACCUACUCCUGAUUUUCAGGGGUAAAGCAGAGAAGCCUGGGCUAUGAAACCCAUAGAAAAUGUCCGUGUGUUAUGAAUGGCACUCUUUUCCCUAAGCACUGGUUUGUAGAUAGGUUAGCAUGUGUAAGAGUAAAAUUGGGGGAAUAAUUUAUUUCCAUUCUGCACACCCUUUAUGUAAACAAUGAAGUAGCUCUUUGCUAAAGAACAAGAAACCACUACAACAGUGAAAAAGAAAACAACAUGCUCUGCACACUUUUCAAACUCUGUUGAGUUCCAUUUCUGUAACCUAUCACGAGCCGACACAAACAAUGCUUCACUUGUACUCAGUUUAGGGAAAUUUCCACAGAAAGGUGAAAGAAGUAUUUCAAUAUCAUGUGAUAAAAAUCACAAGUAAAUAGGCAUCAUCACUGUUAAAGAUGCAUUUGUUCAUUUCAGUAAACAGAAAAUUAUUGAAACUAAUUCCUCUUGUAUGAAAUAACUGGAUAUUGUGUUGUACUUUAUUCAGUUUUUGUAAAAAAAGUUAAAAAUGAUAAAGUAACAAUUGAGAAACUUCAAAAUAAGAAUAGACAAUGAUUUAAAAUGAAAACCACCACAUUUUAGAGCUAAUUGACUAGUCACAGGUGCGUAGCUCUAAUGAAAGUACUGUUAAAAUUGCAUUCCAUCUUCCCAAAAGAAUAUAAAUGUGGAUCCAAUUUAUUUACCCCCCCCUUGUAAUUCUAGUGUUUACUUGGGAAAAUAUAGUAAUUCAAAAUGAAAGUUAAAUAACUAUGAAGCUUUAAUCUAUGUCUCACUUUGAGCAUUGCUACAAGUGUCAAUAUAAUUUUAGAAAAGAAAAAGAUUUUCCAAUAAGAUAGACUUCAACCCCACGUGAAAAAAUGCCUUCUAAAAUACUUGUUCACCACAAGAUGUGUGACCAUCUGGAAAGUGCCUAUCUAGAUGCAGCUGUGAGCAGGGCAGCAAGGGGCAGCUCUCCUGAAAUACACUUAGACGGUGUGCAGCCCAGGACAAACAUUGUGUUGAUAGUUUCACACGAUUGUGUGAUUCUUAUCCUACUGGCUGAGAUAGUCAUACACCAGACUACCAAAAUUCAAUCAUAGAUUUGAUAAUUUUAGCGCAUACUAGAGAUAUGUCAAAUGAUUGGUAGCUGUUUUUGUAAUUAUCAGUUGCAAUAUUUUUUGGCAUGAAUCUCAGUGUUGAACCUUGAAAAACAAGUACAAGCAGGGAAUUGUUUUCAACUUACUGGUAACUGUUGAAGUCACUCAAUUGUUAAUUUAAUAAUUCUUUGUGUCUAAUCUUACCAUUUGCUUCUGUGCACUAUGUCAUUUAAACUGUUGCUUUUUAAAAAUGUGUUCACUGUAUGUAGAAAUGUACAGAUUUUGCUUUUCCCAUUUAAAAAAAUUAAUGUACAUGAUCUUUUAUUUCUUGUAUUUUGUUCACCAAGUCAGUUUUCUAAAGUUCUAGGUUCACUGCAUCUUGGGAUAGAGGUGUAGCUCAGUCCUAGAGUGCUUGCCUGGAGUGCACAUAGGCUUGGAUUCAAUCCCCAAUACCACAAAACUGUAUCAAUAAUUUAUCUAGACUUAAACAUGGCCAGCAUUAUCAUGUUAACAAGGAAGGAUAUCCUUAGAUCUGUUUGGAAAAGAAUUUUAACUAGUGUGCAUUGGUGAGGAUGCUGUUCCACCUCUCAAGCUCAAAAUGAAAUUUUAAUAUCAGUUGAGCACGUAUAUGUUCGCAUAUCCGGUAUUUAAUUUUUGUGUGAAAGUAAAAGGUUUCCACACCAUUCUUUCUCCCACUUGAAGUGGGUUUUCAGAGCACAAGCACAGAUGAUUUCCCUUUGGAAGGGUAUUUUCCCUGUAAUGGUGCGUUGAAUGGCAAACACUCUUUGGGUAAGAUAUUAAAAAUUUAAUAGAAGUAGAAUAUUGUGUGGUAGAAUGAUAUCUUUUCCUCAUUUUGUUCUUUCUAAACAUAAGAAGAAAGCUAAAUGUGAUAGUAAAUUUUCUUUGUUAUGUCCUGCCAGAUGUUGAAAGUAAAUUAAAAAGUAGGUACAA